AUGAGGACCACUGUAGUUCUGCUGGUGUUACCGGGCUGCUGUCUGACUGGGGCUCGGCUUCAGAAGGAAGGAGGAGAGAUCACCCAACGAAACCUCCAACCCGACAUCUGGACCGAGCUGAAGGAGCUGAGAGACAUGGUGGUGGAGCAGAGAGUUGAACUGCGAGUUGUGGAAGGCAGGCUGAAAGCCAGUGAGAACCAGGUGGCCCAUCUGAAGACGGAGAAUGAAGCCCUCAGAGAGAUGGUUACUGAGCAGAGAAGUGAACUGGGAGCCACAAAGACAGAACUGGGAACUGUGGAAGCCAGGCUGAAAACCAGUGAGAGCCAGGUAGAGGAACUGAGGAGGGAGAUUGCAGACAGACCGAAGGUGGCGUUCUCAGCUGUGUUAACUGAUGCUGGAAAUGUAGGACCCUUCAACACAGACGUCACCCUGGUCUACGCUAAAGUCAUCACAAAUAUUGGCAAUCACUACAGCCCAGCUACAGGGAUCUUCACAGCGCCGGUGAGAGGAGUCUACUACUUCAGAUUCACUGCUUUUGGUUUUGGCUCUCAUCUCAGAAUAGGGUCAAUGCUGUAUAAGAAUGGACAACGCAUAGUUUAUGUAAGUGAUAGCCAGGGAUCUGGAGAACAAGAUGAUUACUCAUCCAAUGCGGCCGUACUCCAGCUGGAGGUGGGAGAUCAGGUCUACAUGCGACUCCCGUCAAACAACAAGGUGUAUGAUGAUACGUUCAAUCACUGCACCUUCAGUGGCUUCCUGCUCUUCCCCAGUCUGUAA
Molecule: messenger RNA, 774 nt
Organism: Megalops cyprinoides (Indo-Pacific tarpon)
Lineage: Eukaryota; Metazoa; Chordata; Actinopteri; Elopiformes; Megalopidae
Product: complement C1q-like protein 2
Exons: 4
Coding region: 1-774 (257 amino acids)
Molecular function (GO): protein binding
Source: RefSeq, a predicted model, not a curated record